Phlebotomus argentipes is the source of this 1509-nucleotide messenger RNA. RefSeq names its product E3 ubiquitin-protein ligase ZNRF2. The transcript is spliced from 4 exons. Bases 576 to 1259 code for a protein of 227 amino acids. The record is from RefSeq and is a predicted model, not a curated record. NCBI's taxonomy places the organism in Eukaryota, Metazoa, Arthropoda, Insecta, Diptera, Psychodidae.
ACAAGUGGAGACCGAAGGAAUUUGCAAAAAUAAUAUUACGUAGCGAAAAAAGGCUUUUAUUUAUUAAAUUACCUGGAAAAUCGUGGUAAUUGAAUUACAGUGGCGCAUCCUAGGCCGCUGGUGAGCAGUUUGCGUGGAAAUUCGGGGGAUGCGGUGAGCGCGAGUGGGACGAAAGUGGCCUGAUCGGGAAAUACGCAGCGAAAGAAAAACAGUGCGGGGCGAAAACAUCCGGACACAGAGGGUGGGUGGAAAAAGGAGGCCCAAACUGGCAGCAGUGGCUCCCGGGGAGUGAUUAGCUCGCAGAGUGUCCCCUUCUGGAUGAUGUGAAGGGAAAUUGGGUGGCUCAGAGCUCCCAGCGCAGAGACUUAUCUCCGGCUUUGUUUGGCUCUCCUCUUCCUGGCCUUGUGGGAUCUGUGAGACUGUGCGGUCAGGGGACGGCGUGCAAGAUGCCAGAGAUCUGGGGGACGGUGCGGGAGCCGGAACGCCCAGUGACCAUUUCAUGAUUGCACCCCGCGAGGCCUAGAGCAUCCCCGGCAGUGUAGAGAGAGACUCUGUGUGUCCAGGAAGUUUGUGAUAUGGGUGCCAAAGCGAGUACGGCAAACGGCGGGGAGCACCAGCACCACCACCAGCAGAGCCCCCGCACCAGGACCUUCUCCACGAGCAGCAGCAGCGACGUGGUGAAUGGCGGCGGGGCCGGUUUCAACCUCCUGCGCGCGAUUCCCGGCAUCCAGAUGACCGCCGCCGCCACGUCGCAGGACCGCCAGCGCGCCAGGAGCCUCUCCUCGGUGCCCGACCUGCAGAACGCGGCGGGCGGGCCACGGGACGCCGCCGGCGCCAGCGGGGGCCACGACACCAUCUCCAUCCAGCAGUUCGAGCACCUCAGCCCAGACGACGCGAGCCCCCUCGAGGCUCACGUGGCCAGUGCCCUCACGCUCAAUCGCGUCUUCACGGCCACAUCGCUGCCUUCGCAUUGGUCCCUCAAUGGUACGUACAGAGCAGAUAUAAAAUGUCCUUUUUGCAACAAAUUCGUUUUAUCCGACGAUAUUGAGUGUCAUUUAGUAAUGUGCCUAACAAAGCCUCGCCUAUCUUACAACGAGGACAUAUUGAGUGAUGCCAAAGGGGAAUGUGUGAUCUGCCUGGAUGAUUUGUCUCCUGGCGAUGUGAUAGCCAGACUGCCGUGUCUCUGUGUCUACCAUAAAGGGUGCAUUGACAAGUGGUUUGAGGUGAAUCGAAGCUGUCCGGAACAUCCUGGCGACUGAGUGGUUCACACAACGACAGAUUUUGCCGACCCAUUAACAUUUCAAUGCCAUUUUUAUUUGUUAACGGUGCGAAGGAGUGUGAGAAGAGGUGUCGAUGGGAUGGAAGAGGUGUUAAAUCAAAUCGAGACUGUAUAUAAAAUAGCGAGAGGUGAAGAUGAAUACUAAAGUAACAAUUUUUAGACUAAAUAACAUGUAGAAUAAUUUACACACCGAAAUAAGAGAGAGAUGAGAUGGUGAGAAAUGGAGAAUG